GCUUCCCCAUUUCGACGAACUAUUCAAAUAUCUGUCCACAAGAUUCACUCCGCUUCUGUUCACUCUCCCAUUUUAUUUCCUUUUAUUUUUUUUGAUUUUUGAUCACAGCACAACGGGCAGAGUGAUAACCAAGAAGGAAGGAAAAAAAGAAAAAAAGGAAAAAAAGAAAAAAAGGGCCGAUCCACGUUCACUUUCAUAAUUCCUCUUCGAACAAAAAGGAACUCCGACGUCUCCAGUUUCCUCUGUCAUUGUCUUCGAAAAAUUGAAUUCGGAUUGUAGGGAGACGAAGAGCCGAGUUGUAGAGAGCGAAAGAAGUAAUGAGUGGAGGGGGAGAAGAAGAAAGCAUAAAGCUAGAGUUCACUCCGACAUGGAUCGUCGCCGUUGUAUGCUCCGUCAUCGUCUUCAUCUCUCUCCUCGUCGAGCGCCAGCUCCAUUUCCUCGGCAAACUUUUCAAGAAGAAGAACCAGAAGCCGCUGUAUGAAGCCCUCCUCAAAGUUAAAGAAGAAAUGUGUAUUGUGGUUGCAGAAUUGAUGCUUCUAGGGUUCAUAUCGCUGCUGUUGACGGUGUUUCAAGGUUUGAUUCAAAAGAUCUGCAUCCCUGAGGGGUGGACUAAUCACAUGCUCCCGUGCAAGAAGGAAGAUGAACAAUCUGAGGCCGCCACGACCGAGCAUUUGGUUUCGGGAGUUCUGCGCAGGCUUCUGUCUGAAGAGGGAUCAGCAACAACACAUUGCAGCAGAAAGGGGAAAGUGCCAUUAUUGUCUAUCGAGGCUUUGCAUCAGUUGCAUAUCUUUAUUUUCGUUCUGGCACUCACUCAUGUGGUCUUUAGUGUACUCACUGUGAUUCUAGGAGGGGCAAAGAUAAGGCAAUGGAAGCACUGGGAGAACUCAAUCCACAAAAAUGAUAUGGAAAAUGUUCCAGGAAAGGUCACCCAUGUCCAGCAAUUUGAGUUCAUCCAGGACAGGUUUAAGGGCACUGGCAAAGAUUCACGCUUAUUUAGUUGGCUUUAUUCUUUUGGCAAACAGUUCUAUGGAUCUGUGACUAAAUCAGACUACACCACAAUGAGACUGGGCUUCAUCAUGACACAUUGCAAAGGAAACCCAAAAUUUGAUUUUCACAAGUAUAUGGUACGGGCUCUUGAAGCAGAUUUCAAGAAAGUUGUUGGUAUAAGUUGGUAUCUUUGGGUUUUCGUGAUGGUGUUUUUGUUGCUAAAUGUUAAUGGCUGGCAUACUUAUUUUUGGAUUGCAUUCGCUCCUUUAGUUCUUCUUCUUGCUCUGGGUGCUAAGUUAGAACAUAUCAUAACUCAGUUGGCUCAUGAGGUUGCUGAGAAGCACACAGCCAUUCAAGGUGAUUUGGUUGUCAAACCCUCGGACGAGCACUUUUGGUUCAACCGUCCUAAGAUUGUACUCUAUAUGAUUCACUUUAUCCUCUUCCAGAAUGCAUUUGAGAUCGCAUUUUUUUUCUGGAUCUUGACAACAUAUGGAUUUAAUUCCUGCAUCAUGGGACAAGUUGGGUUUAUCAUUCCCAGGCUCAUUAUUGGCGCAAUCAUUCAGAUUCUCUGCAGCUACAGCACCCUACCACUCUACGCUAUUGUGACACAGAUGGGAAGUUCAUUCAAGAAGGCAAUAUUUGAAGAGCAUGUGCAAGAGAGCCUUGUUGGAUGGGCACAGAAGGUGAAGAAACGAAAAGGUUUUAGAACUGCUGGCAAUGAUGAGAGCGUGAGAAGCAGCGUGGAGAUGAGUAAUCGACCCGUUAUAGAAAGCCAGACGAGUAAACUUCUUGAUAAAGAGAAGGAUAGUAUGAUGGAAGAAGGAAGAGCUGGGCCUUCUGAAUAAGUUCAUAUCAUUAUUCCGACAAAGCUUUUUUGAUAGAGAAUCUCUAUUCCUAAGGAUAGUACGAUGGAAGAAGGAAUCUGAAUGAAAAGUUGUUUGGUGGGGGCAGAAAAUCUAUGAUUCAAAGUUCAACGUGAAUUUAAAUGUAGUUAUUAAAGCUUAAAAUUCUUACUUAAUGACGGGAGUUGUUUAGCUGUUUCAGUUAAUUGUACAAUUUUUUAUUAUACUGCAAACAUGGUCCGAGACCUUAUAUUAUUACCCGAUUAAAAUUGUUGUAGAUAACAUUAAGUUAUUGCGCUGACAAUCAUAUUGUAGCAAAAUUUCUGUGUACUGCAAAAUGUCCAGUGUCAUCCAUUCGAA
Asparagus officinalis (garden asparagus) is the source of this 2189-nucleotide messenger RNA. Its product is annotated as MLO-like protein 1. The transcript is spliced from 14 exons. Gene Ontology annotation, biological process: defense response. Bases 318 to 1832 code for a protein of 504 amino acids. Gene Ontology annotation, cellular component: membrane. The record is from RefSeq and is a predicted model, not a curated record. NCBI's taxonomy places the organism in Eukaryota, Viridiplantae, Streptophyta, Magnoliopsida, Asparagales, Asparagaceae.